This is a messenger RNA of Staurois parvus, 415 nucleotides long. The record is from the annotation of a GenBank genome assembly. NCBI's taxonomy places the organism in Eukaryota, Metazoa, Chordata, Amphibia, Anura, Ranidae.
GCACUGAUGAGCUGGCACUGAUGAUGCUGCAUUGAUAGGUGGCACUGCUGGGCAGCACUGAUGGUGGCACUGCUGGGCAACAUGGAUGGAUGGCACUGCUGAGCACAGGUGGGUGGCAAUGCUGGGUGGCACUGCAGGGCACAGGUGGGUGGCACUGCUUGGGUACAGGUUGGCAGCACUGCUGGGCACAGGUGGGUGGCACAGGUGGGCGCACAUCAUCAGGGCACUGAUCAUCAGUGCUGGGACACAGCUGAUCACGUGAUGUGGUAAAAGGCCAAUCACAGCGGCCUUUUACCACCUGAUCAGCGGUGUCCAAAGACACGCUGAUCAGAGGGAAAUGCAAGUGCCGGUUCUCGGCUGCACUUUCCUCACGCUGUCAGAUCGUGAGGAAAGUACUGCCGAGAACCGGCAGUUG